UGUUUGACUAUGCCUCCCAAGAACUUCUUUAAAUUCCCCUUCAUUCCACUCAAUCCCUUAGGCUCCUCUUCACCUCUCCUUUUGCUUUGCCUCUCAAAGAACAUAACAGUGAAGCUCUCUCUCUUCCUCUUUCUCUCUCAAAGCAUACUCUCAAGGAAAGAUGGAGUCACCACCUUCUGGCUUCAUCAAACAAACCAUUAUUUUCCUCAAGUUAUACAUAAUUCUAUACAUCAGUUACAUACCUGACAGUACUAACCACCUAUUUGCAGCCUCAAUAAUUCCUCCUCAUUUUGGUUCUUCAGAUAUAUCAACUUAUGCACUGCAAACACUUGAAUUAGAUGGAUACCUCAGCUUUGAAAAUAAUCAUCAAGCAGCAACAGAUUUUGGAAACAGAUACCAUUCACUCCCAUUAGCUGUUUUACAUCCAAAAUCCGUCGCCGAUAUUUCAAGCACGAUAAACCAUAUUUUCAGAAUGGGAUAUGCAUCGGACUUGACGGUUGCAGCUAGAGGUCAUGGGCAUUCCAUCCAAGGUCAAGCUCAAGCCUAUAAUGGUGUAGUUAUCAGUAUGGAAUCAUUUAAGGGAGCAGAAAUGAAAAUAAAUGCAGGGGAAUUACCUUAUGUGGAUGUUUCAGCUGGAGAGCUGUGGAUAAAUAUCUUGCAUGAAACUCUUAAACAAGGGUUGGCACCAAAAUCUUGGACAGAUUACUUGCAUCUUACUGUUGGAGGGACCUUGUCAAAUGCUGGCAUUAGUGGGCAGGCUUUCAGGCAUGGACCCCAAAUCAGCAAUGUUUAUCAGCUGGAAGUUGUCACAGGAAAAGGAGAAGUGGUUGUCUGUUCAGAGAAUCAAAAUGCAGACCUUUUCCAUGCUGUUCUUGGUGGGCUUGGACAGUUUGGCAUCAUAACAAGGGCAAGAAUUUCUUUGGAAAAGGCACCAAAAAUGGUAAAAUGGAUAAGAGUGUUGUACUCAGACUUCUCCAAAUUUACAAGAGACCAAGAGUAUCUGAUAUCAUCCAGUGAUCAAUUUGAUUAUAUUGAAGGAUUUGUAUUUAUUAAUAGAACUGGUCUCCUCAACAACUGGAGAUCCUCUUUCAAUCCCAAAGAACCACUUCAAGCCAGCAAAUUCAAUUCAGAUGGAAAAAUUUUCUUCUGCUUGGAAAUAGCAAAGUACUUCAACCCGGAUGAAAUCGACUUUAUGAACAAGCAAGUUGAAAGCUUGUUGGCAGAGUUGAGCUAUAUUCCAUCAACCCUCUUCACAUCAGAAGUUACUUACCUGGAUUUCCUCGAUCGAGUACACGUCUCCGAGAACAAGCUACGUGCGAAAGGUUUAUGGGAAAUUCCUCAUCCAUGGUUAAAUCUACUAAUUCCCAGAAGCCAAAUACAUGAUUUUGCUAACGAGGUCUUUGGUAACAUCCUUAAGGAUACUAGCAAUGGACCCAUCAUAAUCUACCCAGUUAACAAAUCCAAGUGGAACAACAGAACAUCUUUGGUCACUCCAGAUGAAGAUAUUUUCUACUUAGUGGCAUUCUUAUCUUCUGCAGUUCCAUCUUCCUUAGGAACAGAUGGCUUAGAACACAUUUUAGAACAAAAUCAAAGAAUUUUGGAUUACUGUAUUGAUUUCCUCCCUGGUGUUAAGCAAUAUCUCCCCCACUACAGCACCCAAGACGAAUGGAGAUCUCACUUUGGGCCCAAGUGGCAGACUAUCUUGCAAAGGAAAUCUAUCUAUGAUCCUUUGGCAAUUCUUGCUCCUGGUCAGAGGAUAUUCCAAAGGGGCAUUAUUCCCUUCUUAUGAUACUUGAUCUGAUUAAGCAACACAUAAAAAAUUUCCUUAAAGAAUGUGAAAGCUAUGAUGACAAAAAAACUGUAAAUUAAAUGAGAAAUCACAUUAUGCUGUUAGGGAUCUUAUCAAUUAUCAGAAAAAAAAAAAAAAUAUAACAAGCCAUUCUGGUGAGUUUUCUUGAGGACCCUGAUAGGCAUAACGAAUACACCGACUUAGAAACGUUGAAACACUGCCCUGUUGAAUGUCCCCAAUAAUCUAGCUGGGACAGUCAUCUUCCUUAUGUAUUCUUCUGUAUAUAUACAUAUGUUUAUACGCUACAUGUACCGUUAAGCAGUUAAGUGCAAAUAUAUAGUAAGCAAUUAAGGAUCUUUGCUUAUAUAUGUGUGCAAUGUACAUGUAUGUGUAUCUAUAUAUGCAUUGAAGUAAAAUUAUAUCUAUGAUUCAGAUGUA
Benincasa hispida (wax gourd) is the source of this 2227-nucleotide messenger RNA. Its product is annotated as cytokinin dehydrogenase 1. Gene Ontology annotation, molecular function: cytokinin dehydrogenase activity; FAD binding. NCBI's taxonomy places the organism in Eukaryota, Viridiplantae, Streptophyta, Magnoliopsida, Cucurbitales, Cucurbitaceae. Gene Ontology annotation, biological process: cytokinin metabolic process. The record is from RefSeq and is a predicted model, not a curated record.